Molecule: messenger RNA, 900 nt
Organism: Phoenix dactylifera (date palm)
Lineage: Eukaryota; Viridiplantae; Streptophyta; Magnoliopsida; Arecales; Arecaceae
Source: RefSeq, a predicted model, not a curated record
AUGGUUAUGUCCCAGAUCCAUUCCGUGAUCCAAUCCACCAUAGCCUCCGCCAAAUCCUCCAAAUACGCCGCCGCAACGGCCAACGACGCCGUCCCUUCCUGGAAGCCCCACGUGUCCUCCGGGUUCGGGACCAAGGGGAGGGAGGCGGAGGACCCGGCCACCAAGGCCGAGAUGAAGGCCAUGGCGGCCAUGGCGCUGUGGCAGUUGGCCAAGAACAACCCUUCCAUCUGCAAGAGCAUCACCGAGCCCCGCGCCCUCCUCUGCUUCGCCGUCCUCCUUGAGAAGGGCUCCGGCGACGUGCGCUACUACUCUGCCAUGUCCAUCAUGGAGAUCGCCCGCGUCGCCGAGCACAACCCCGACCUCCGCCACUCUGCCUUCAAGCCCACCUCGCCUGCCGCCAAGGUGGUCGUCGACCAGCUCCUCCGGAUCGCCGACAAGGGCGUCUUCGACGAUCUUCUGAUUCCCAGCAUCACCGCUCUCGGCUGCCUGUCGAAGACCUUCCGGGCGACGGAGACACGGAUCAUCGGGCCUCUGGUGCGGCUGCUGGGCGAGAGGGAAGCCAUCGUGUCGAGGGAGGCGGUGAUUGCCCUGACCAAGUUCGUGUGCAAGGAGAAUUUCCUUCACGUCGAGCAUUCCAAGGCCAUCAUCGAAGUCGGAGGGGCCAAGCACCUCGUCCAGCUGGUGUAUUUUGGGGAGCAGCUCCAGACCGAGGCGUUGAUUCUCUUAUGUUACAUCUCCCUCAACGUGCCGGAGAGUGAGGAUCUUGCGCAGGCCGGGGUCCCUGCGGUCCUCGCCUGGGCUUCGAAGCAGGGGCACUUGGUGCAGGACUCCAGGGUGGACUCCUCCUUGCCGGAGGCCAAAGGUCGAAUGGAGCUCUAUCAGUCAAGAGGAUCUCGAUGA